AUGCCUUCUGCUCCUGCUCUCGGCGCCCUGGGCAUGACCUUUACCGUCAUGCGCAUCAUGGAGGGCAUUGCGCUCCUCACCAUCAUCGGGCUGUCUGCCAACUUUAUCAGUGACGCCGUCAACGCCGGCUACGUUGCCCCUCCUCCGCUGGUCGGCACUCUUGUCGUGUCCUGUCUGGCCACUCUGUACAUUGCCAUCAGCUACAUCCUGUACUACGACUCGAUGCUGCCCAUGCUCAUCGCCACGGGCGCCGACGCGGCGGUCCUCAUCAUGGUGAUUGUCGUGGCGGUGCUGCUCGGCAAGCCCGUCAGCUACCUCCAGUGCGAGUCGUACCCGUCCAAGGGCAACACGGCCAACUUUAUCGACUCUGUCUACAGCAACGUCAAGAAGACCAACUCCAACGUCUUCCUCUGGGUUGACCCGGACAAGACGGCCUGCUACGAGGUCAAGGCGGUCUGGGGCCUGAGCACCGCCCUGUGCAUCAUGUUUGCCAUGUCGGCCAUUGUCUCUGUCUGUCUUUGGCGCCGCAUCAAGGGCCCCUCGUCGGAGGCUCCCAAGGACCUCGAGUGA
Molecule: messenger RNA, 570 nt
Organism: Emericellopsis atlantica
Lineage: Eukaryota; Fungi; Ascomycota; Sordariomycetes; Hypocreales; Bionectriaceae
Exons: 2
Coding region: 1-570 (189 amino acids)
Source: RefSeq, a predicted model, not a curated record